This is a messenger RNA of Cataglyphis hispanica, 4482 nucleotides long. RefSeq lists its product as uncharacterized. The record is from RefSeq and is a predicted model, not a curated record. The coding region runs from base 1263 to 2681 and encodes 472 amino acids. NCBI's taxonomy places the organism in Eukaryota, Metazoa, Arthropoda, Insecta, Hymenoptera, Formicidae. The transcript has 7 exons.
CGCCAGGAGUGCGCCGCGUCCCUACGCUCGUUCCGUCUCUCUCCAUCUCUCAUACUUUCUCCAUUGUUCUCUUUCGCGCGCCCUGCCGCGAUUUUUUAAAGUCGAGAACAACGCGCUCUCUCUUUCUCUCUCUCGCUCGAGUGAAUGCCGCGAAUACAUACGUCUUCAGGACCGUAUUCACUCUCGACCGAGGUACCAUCGUGACACGCGCUGCGCCGUCGAGCUGGCAUCGCGUGGCAUCGCAUGUCUGGAUCAAGCAAGUCGAGACAAGCAGAGAUAAUAACCUUCGUGGAGGAACCUUGACGUCGCGGCACACAUCGCGUUAUACAGUGAAUAUUUCAAUCAGUAUCGAUCUAUCGCGUGUGAAUACAUCGUGUGUGUCUGUGCUCUUCUCUUUCUUUCUCUCUCUCUCUCUCCAAUCCUAUCGUGUACUCGUCAUAUUCGUAGAAAAAUCUCUCCCUUUCAUCCCACGCGCAGUUACAUAUCAGGCUACCAUUAUACGCGCUGUCAUUCUGUCACUUCAUAAAAAAUACUUCCUUCGCGCUAAUAUACGCGCGUCGCGUGUAAAUAUUUCAAAGCGUUAUCGAUCUACCGUGCAAAACACAGGUUUCACGAGUACUGAUGUGAUACCGAUCACCCUCAUCCUCUUGACAAUUCGAUGAUUAAUGAUCAACCACGCGAGUGCUUUAGUACAACACGGCAGUAAGAAGUUGGUAAAAGUUAAGCACUCGAACACUUUCGCGAGUGAUCCCCCGUGUCGCGGGGAUUGUCAGCGUCUUUGCACGAGCGGCUUAAACUCCGAUCCCGAUGCUGUCCGAUAUUAUAUCACGCCGAUUUCUCCUGGGCUCGGACGAAGCAUCGUACGUCCGAAUUGGCGUUUACAAUGUGUCGUUAAUCUCUUAGUACAUUCCGUCAUGAGUUAGGCGGCUAUCGGUGUGCUCAGAGAGGAUCGCGCGCAAAAAAAAAAAAGCCCUUGUGUCGGAAGGGCAACAAAAUCCAAAAUACGAAAUCGUGCGUCGGGAUUUGGGAAAGAUCUAAAAGAAACGCUAAACAUCCCCAUAUACCUCCUUGUGAUCGUCGCACCGCCACCACCACUGUCUCUCUUCCACGCGCAUCCUCGAACACACGACCAAAUCGACCAAACGUAUCCGAACGGUCGAGUGAAAAGUCGAGAAAAAAAAAAAAAAAAAAAAAAACAUACACAUACACACCACGAGAAAUAUAUGCCGAUAGCGAUCUGAAAUCGUGCACUGAAGUCAGUCAUGAAUCUUAUGUUCCGCAAGAAUUUCGGAGGCGAGAAGGGAUCCGGUGGUGGCGGACUAGGUGGUGGAGGACUAGGGGAAGUUCGGCCCGUCCUGGGGAGCGCUUACGGAACCGGCGGUACCUCGUUCGGUCAGCUAGGGACGCGUUUCGGCGCGGCGCGCGUCGGCGUCGGCCAGUCGGUGGUCGGCGGCGCACGUGGACCCGCACGACGCAGCCGGGAGUUCGGAUACUCUCCGUCGAUGGGCGAUCACGAGCACCAGGGCCACGGCUAUCGUACUCACUUGUUCCUGUCACCGCCCGCAGGUGGGGCGCUUGGCUCGCCACCCGAGGAACCGGGCGAGCGGCUGGGUCCGCCGCCGCGCCGAAAUUCGGGACCUCAUGUGAUCAAGUGGGGCGGCGGCGGGCCCGUCGGUUCAGCGCAGGGUGCGCAGACCGCGAAUCAAGCUAGGAGAAAGCAAAACCAGAAGGAAUCUUCCGAUCCACCGACCCCGACUGCGUCAAGGCAGCAGGUAUCUUUCAGUGGUAACCGUGCUUCCGGCACUUACACACCCCUCGUGGUCUCUGGAAACAGUCCACCACGAGGCGAACCAAUUUCCUUGGCCACUUUGGACCGUGACUGUUUCAUCAUACCUCUCGCUUCUCUCGAACGUUUUUUACCAGCGGGUGUGCCACAUGCUCCUGUCGCCGACAAAAAAAGACCGGGUAGUCCUUUAUCGGUUCUCGAGGUCGAGGAUCCGAAGCAAUGCGUUCUCGCGCAUUUCAUGACGCCGUUGGAGCCUCUAGAUCCCUUAAUUGAAUCUCCAGUAUCUCGUCCAUUGGUUUUACAACGCGAUACCGCCGCAGAACUAGUCGCCGAGUUAGCACCCUCUGCGUCGCAAAGUAUUUUGCUUACAAAUAUGGAGAAGAACGCGGAUUUCCCGUUCAUCACAUAUUAUUUAAUAAACAAGCAAAAUACGGAUCCCAUGGAUUUUUACAAUGAAGUUCAAUGCGCGGCUUUACGUAAGUUCGAUCCCCGAGAUCUCAGAUAUGCAGCCAAUCACACAUUGGAUCUAUUCAAUGAGGUAGCAACUAUCGCAAGACCGCCGCUCGAACCACCCGGUGGAAGACCACCCAUUCCGUCCACCGGCUAUAUAGUAUCGAUUUUCAAAGUUUUUGAAGGUGAUGAUGGUCUUAAAUUUGAACAAAAUUGGCUCUAUUGGACAGGUGCGCGGAUGAUAUAUCGAUACUUGCCAAAAUCGGUGGGUCUGAGGCGGAUUACUUUACACAAAUCGACAUCGCAAGGUGACAAGAUGUAUCUGUUAAUCUGCGAAUGCUCACAACUGCAAGACAAUUUAUCCGCUGCGGCAAUACUUUUACCGGCACUUCGCGCACGCCUGUGCGGACACAUCGGGCUUUACAGACCCUCCGUGUGUUUCUGAUUCCUUACCCAGCUAUUAGAAUCUGCGAGAAGUAUUGUUUCGAAUUGCAUUACAUGCAUCUCUCCACAGGAAAAUCUAAGCGAAACGAAACGCAAUCCAAGUCAUAGUGGCUGCCAAGAAAAGGCACGAUACUAAUUUUUGCAGGAAUUGUAAAAUAUAUCGUCGCAAAUGCCGCUAACAAACGAGACACUGUGAUUUCUACUAUCGUACUAUCUAUUAUAAGAAGUGCAACUUCGUAUACGCUUUAGAUAAAUCUUGUCGAAUAUCGACGAAACAGCAUGCUCGACUAGAUACGCCACUGGACCUAUUUGUAUUUUUCGACUUUACUAUUUCGUUCAUCAUCAAACGAGCGUUGUCCGAAUAUGAUUACCAAACGAAAUGGAGAUACAAAGAAUAAAUAGCAAUAAAAUUGUAGGCUGCAGAAAGUAUCGCAAUAUACUUAAUGCAAAACAGAUAUCCAAGAAAUAAUCUAUUAUAUACAAAUGACACAAUCCUCAACAUUUAAUUUUCUGGGAACAUUUUAUGCGCCGACAUGCAGAUAACAUAUUACCGAAUAAAGACUUUUGGUUACCCUAUGCCCUAUGGUAUCGCGCGACACACACACAUUACCAUAACAAUAUAUGCAACGUACUUUUCUUAUAUUAUUGGUAACUAUCGAAUAAUCGCUACAUACAAUUACAUAUCAUACUCGAUAAACUGUGAUAUUUGAGCGAGUGGCGUAUAUAUCACAAUGAAAGAUAAAUCUUCUUGAAAUCUACUCUUGAAAAUGCUACUAUUGAAAUCAAUUUAGGUGACUUAGAUACAGAUAGUGGAACUUUGAAGGCCGAUAGAACGUAAUUUAAAAAACCUUUUAUCGAUUAUCUUCAUAUUUGAUAUUAUAUAUUCAUAUACGCGGAUUAUUGACGCUCGCGAAAUUUGAUCGACAUAUGCAAAUGUGGAUAAAUUCCAGAAAAUAAAAAAUUUAACAAACUUUCAUGUCUAACUAUAAUAUUAUUUUUUUAGAAAAUUAUAAAAAGAUACUGUUUUUAUUGUAUAAAUUAUAAUUUAAACGUAAUUUUCAUCUUUCAAUAAACGAAGUUGUUAAGUAUAUGCAGAUUCUUUUUUAGGAAAAAAUGUUUUGAUCUUUCUUUUUCAUUUAAUAUUCAUAUAAAAUUUAAUUAUAUAUAUAUAUAUAUAUAUAUAUAUAUAUUUUAAUUAUUUACACUUGAUACAAUUUUAUUUUUAUUAUUUAAAUCCAUACUUUAUCCACAUUCAGUGUAAUCUCUCUAUUGGAAAGACAUGAGAAUAGAAUAAUGGUAUGUGCGGGAAAAGCUUAUACAAAUCCCAUUUUUUAGGUGCCUAUAGCCAUUUUAAAGAGUGGAAGAGUAGCGUGAGUUGGCAUUGUAGUACAAAAAAAAUAAUACAGCCAAUAUACGCUUGUGUUGCAUACAGACAAUAGCUAGGAUGAUUACGCAGGCGUGAUCAUCACUCAGUAGAUUUGUAAUUACCCGACGACGCAAUGGCGUACUUAUCAUACGCUGGAUUCGUACUCGCUGAAUACAAAGUGGAACAAGAUACUCUUAAUUAUAAGAAAAAAAAAUGGAAAGUAAGGAAAAUUCGCGAUUUUACUGUGAUCAUACGCGUGUCAUGUUCGAUACACACAUUCGUGUUUACGAUUCAUUGCGAUAAAAAAGCGUAAUUGUGAGAUAUGGUGCAUAAAGCGGUAGUCACACCAUGGUGUCCAGUCUAUAAUAUGUACAUCAUUAGAACAAGAAACAUCAAUUAUAAUUAAACUACGCUAAUAAAACAUUUGGCUACUACA